AUGGCCAGCGAAGCUCAAUUCGACGCCGCUUUAGACCUCCUCCGCCGGCUCUCCCCACUCAAUGUGUCAUCGAACCUCACAGCCAUCACGAACCUGGUGCCCGACCUGACCGAAGACCUCCUCUCCUCGGUCGACCAGCCGCUCAGCUCGGCACGAUGCAAAAAGACGGGCCGGGACUACCUGCUAUGCGACUACAACCGCGACGGCGACUCGUACCGGUCCCCAUGGAGCAACGAGUUCGAACCGCCGCUGGACGACGCGACGUUUCCGUCUGACCGCGUGCGCAAGAUGGAGGUCGAGGCCAACACGGCCUUCGAUGUCUACCGGCAAAUGUACUACGAGGGCGGCACGGGCAGCGUGUACCUGUGGGACCUGGACGACGGGUUCGCCGGCGUGGUGCUGCUGAAGAAGAGCGUGGCGCAAGAGGCCGGCUGGGACAGCAUCCACGUGUUCGAGGUCGACGAGCGCCGCGGCGGCAGCAGCGGGAGGACCUGCCACUACAAGCUCACCAGCACCGUGAUUCUGCACCUGAGCAGGCGCGGUGAGGGCGUCGGAGCGCUCAACCUCGCCGGCAGCAUGACAAGGCAGGUCGAGGCCGAUCUCGUGGUCGAGAGCGCCGGCGGGCAGGGCAAGGACGGCGGACACGUGUGCAACGCUGGACGCCUGAUCGAGGACAUGGAAGGGAAAAUGAGGAAUAUGCUUCAAGAGGUGUAUUUCGGCAAGGCCAAAGAUGUCGUCGGCGAUCUGAGGAGCGUCGCACCGUUGACGGGCGUGAACCGUGACAGGCAGACGCAGAGAGAUGUCAUUUCCAGUAUGGGUGGGAAGUGA
Exophiala spinifera is the source of this 828-nucleotide messenger RNA. RefSeq lists its product as uncharacterized. NCBI's taxonomy places the organism in Eukaryota, Fungi, Ascomycota, Eurotiomycetes, Chaetothyriales, Herpotrichiellaceae. The coding region runs from base 1 to 828 and encodes 275 amino acids. The transcript has 2 exons. Gene Ontology annotation, molecular function: actin filament binding. Gene Ontology annotation, biological process: cell morphogenesis; barbed-end actin filament capping; actin cytoskeleton organization. The record is from RefSeq and is a predicted model, not a curated record. Gene Ontology annotation, cellular component: cytoplasm; actin cortical patch; F-actin capping protein complex.